CACAAAAAGAAAGGACGGGACUUUUGGCGGGGGCGGGGGGGGGGGGGUCCUCUUCGUGGCGGCCAUUUUGGCUUCUCUGAGGUGUGUUCACCGGAUCAGAGAUAGCAGAGCGCCGGGUUGGGGCCACGAAGGCGUGAGGGGAGUCGUUGUCCCUGCUGCACGAAAGGGUCUAAGCUUUGGCGACGCCGCCCUGGGGGACCCACGUCAGGAGGGACCGCUGUCCCCGGGUCCCUACCAUGGUCGCCCGCCGCUCCCGGCCCAGCUCUACCCACAAAGUCUGAUGGCAGCGGCCACUCUGAGGACGCCAGCUCAGGGCACUGUGACCUUUGAAGAUGUGGCCGUACACUUCUCCUGGGAGGAAUGGGGUCUCCUUGAUGAGGCUCAAAGAUGCCUGUACCGUGAUGUGAUGCUGGAGAACUUGGCUCUUUUAACCUCUCUAGAUGUUCAUCACCAGAAGCAGCACCUUGGAGAAAAACAUUUCAGAAGCAAUGUGGGCAGAGCCAUGUUUGUGAAGACCUGCACAUUCCAUGUGUCAGGGGAGCCUUCCACCUGCAGAGAAGUUGGGAAGGACUUCCUGGCCAAGUUGGGAUUUCUCCAUCAACAGGCUGCUCACACUGGGGAGCAAUCAAAUAGCAGAAGCGAUGGUGGGGCUGUCAGUCACAGAGGAAAAACUCAUUACAACUGUGGAGAACACACAAAAGCAUUCAGCCGUAAACACAUACUUGUUCAGCAGCAGAGAACCCUCACUACAGAAAGAUGUUACAUAUGCAGUGAAUGUGGGAAAUCCUUUAGCAAAAGCUACAGCCUCAAUGACCAUUGGAGAGUUCACACUGGAGAAAAGCCUUAUGAAUGUCGAGAGUGUGGGAAGUCCUUUAGGCAAAGCUCUAGUCUCAUUCAGCAUCGGAGAGUUCACACUGCAGUACGACCUCAUGAAUGUGAUGAAUGUGGAAAAUUAUUUAGCAACAAGUCUAACCUCAUUAAACAUCGGAGAGUUCACACUGGGGAAAGGCCAUAUGAGUGCAGUGAAUGUGGGAAAUCCUUUAGCCAAAGGUCUGCACUCCUUCAACAUCGGGGAGUUCACACUGGGGAGAGGCCUUAUGAGUGCAGUGAAUGUGGGAAGUUUUUUACAUAUCAUUCUAGUCUCAUAAAGCACCAGAAAGUUCACAGUGGAUCCAGGCCUUAUGAGUGCAGCGAAUGUGGGAAGUCAUUUAGCCAAAACUCUAGCCUCAUUGAACACCAUAGGGUUCACACUGGAGAAAGGCCUUAUAAGUGCAGCGAAUGUGGGAAAUCCUUUAGCCAAAGGUCUGCACUCCUUCAACAUCGGGGAGUUCACACUGGGGAGAGGCCUUAUGAGUGCAGUGAAUGUGGGAAGUUCUUUCCCUACAGCUCCAGUCUCCGAAAACACCAGAGAGUUCACACCGGAUCAAGACCCUAUGAGUGCAGUGAAUGUGGAAAAUCCUUUACUCAAAAUUCCGGCCUCAUUAAGCACAGGAGGGUUCACACGGGGGAGAAGCCUUAUAAGUGCAGUGAAUGUGGGAAAUCCUUUAGCCAUAACUCCAGCCUUAUUAAACAUCAGAGAAUUCAUAGUCGAUAAAAGCCUUAUGAGUGGCAAAUGUGGAAAAUCUAUUAGCACCCUGGAGAAAGUCCUUGAGUACACAGUGAAUGUCAGAAAGCUUCAGCUGAAGGCCGUAUCUCAUUGAGUGCCACACAGUUCACAAGGGAAAGACACUUUUGAUAUGUAGGGAUGUCCAGUUGAUAUAACAGCUCUGAAGGAGAUCCCUUAUGAGGGUGGCAUCAGCCUGAAUUCAACAUCCUAUAUCUGAACAUCUGCAUAAAUUCCAGGUAUGUGCGAACUGUAUUGCACCUUUUGCCCUGCCCAGGGCCCAUGUCAGAUUUAUGUCUCUGCUGAUACUAUAGUGGAAGCCAUUUUACCUCUACUGCCUGGCAGGUGACCACCAGUGUGCACCACUCACCCAUUCCAGUGUAUUCAGGUAAGUGAAACUUGGUGUUCUCCUGUUCAUGGGAGGAAUUUGUAAAUAGCCUAAGCAUUUAUUCCUUUUUUUUUUCCUUUCUGAUGAGUUAGGCCAUGGACCUGACCCAGUUUCGCCCAGAGGACUCUGCUGGUGACGUGAAAAGAGGGACUACAUAUUUCAGGAUAUUGUUGGUCUCACAUGACUCUUGAUAGAGUUUGCCAGCCUUCAAAUCACCAACUGUGGGAACCAUCUGCCUCUUAUUGCCUUGCUGUGUUCAAUUACAAAAAAAGAUGGAAAAGACUGUUACGAAGCCAGAUGAACCUUUCUCCAGUCUUCCUUCAUUAUUUUUUUUUCCUUCACCAUUUAUCAUUUCAUAGUCAUUUAUGUUUCAUCGGUCCUCAUGUGUACUAGUGGGUUAUUUUACUUAUAAUCCCAGACAUCGUAUCAUUUAAUGCAUGGCCUCUUCAGAAUGCAAUUUUAAAAUGUAAAGGCUCUUUCAUAACCCCCCCAAAAAUCACACAAAUGUAUUUUAAAAUGUAAAUAUUUUAUCGCUUGUUUUCUCAGUUGUCUAAAACAAUGUGUUUCUUAAGGAAGAUCAUUUGUAUUCAGGAUCCAAAUGUAUAUUUAAUAGCUUUCAGUAGUUGUAUCUCAUAAGUCUUUAACCUACAGGUUCCAUUUACCUUUGUUUUCUUAUUUCUUGAAGUUGCUGAGUCAUUUUUUUAUUAGCAUUUGCUGUAUUCUAGAUUUGGCUUAUUGAAUCUCUGACAUUGUUUAACUUGUACACUAGAUGUUGAUGAAAUCGAUGAUUGAGAUUUUGUCCCAGCAGACAGGUGUGUGAUGGCAACAGUGAAAUAAAUACAAAACCUUCUUCCAACCCAGAAA
Pongo pygmaeus (Bornean orangutan) is the source of this 2855-nucleotide messenger RNA. It is a transcript of the gene ZNF154, whose product is annotated as zinc finger protein 154. The transcript is spliced from 4 exons. Gene Ontology annotation, biological process: regulation of transcription by RNA polymerase II. Gene Ontology annotation, molecular function: DNA-binding transcription factor activity, RNA polymerase II-specific; RNA polymerase II cis-regulatory region sequence-specific DNA binding. The coding region runs from base 281 to 1594 and encodes 437 amino acids. The record is from RefSeq and is a predicted model, not a curated record. NCBI's taxonomy places the organism in Eukaryota, Metazoa, Chordata, Mammalia, Primates, Hominidae.